Messenger RNA from Striga hermonthica, 873 nucleotides. Lineage: Eukaryota; Viridiplantae; Streptophyta; Magnoliopsida; Lamiales; Orobanchaceae. The record is from the annotation of a GenBank genome assembly.
AUGGAAGCAGAAGCAAUAGACUCAAUUACCGCCAGAAAAGUCCAGAAAGCUGACCGCGAGAAGCUGAGGAGGGACCGCCUUAACGAGCACUUCAUGGAGUUGGGCAACACGCUAGAACCGGAUAGACCGAAAAAUGACAAAGCUUCCAUUCUAACCGACACAAUUAUAAUGCUGAAGGACUUGACUUCUCAAGUUGACAGACUAAAAUCCGAAUAUGCAGCACUUACCGAAGAAUCCCAUGAGCUGAUUCAAGAGAAGAACGAUCUCCGUGAAGAAAAGGCGUCUCUCAAAUCUGAUAUUGAGACCCUCAAUGCACAGUACUCUCAGAGAAUGCGGUCCAUGUACCCAUGGGCAGGAAUGGAUCACUCGCUCGUCAUGCAUUCGUCCACUUAUCCAUUUCCUGUGCCUAUGCCCAUGCCAGCUGGCACAAUCCCUUUGCACCCAUCUCUACAGCCUUACCCGUUUUAUGGGAACCAAAACCCGCCCGUCGUUCAUAAUCCGUGCUCCACUUACAUCCCGUACGUGGCUCAUAAUGCCGUGAUUGAACAGCACUCGAUUCAGCAUGUGUCUCAAGCCGUGCCGCAAAGUAACAACAGGUCUAAUGGUUGUGGCAAACAGGACCCAAGGUAUAAAAAUUCUGAUGGGGAAAAUAGAAUAGAGAAAAGUGAUGACUCGAAUGGCAUCACUACGGAUCUAGAGCUCAAAACGCCUGGAUCUACUUCCGAACAGGAUUCCUUGAAGCAAAAGAAAGCCAAAAAAAUUAAGGAAAUCUCCAUUACAGAUGCAAGCUCUUUGAGUGCGUGUUCCUCAGCUCAAGGCAUGCAGGCAAUCUCGUCAAACAGUGUCGUUGAUGGCGAAACAACAGAUAACUGA